AAUCGAGUCUUUGGCUGGUCCGGUCCAUUCCCACUCCCACUCCCCACACGCUCCUCCUCGCCGGCCGGCCAUGGCGGCGAUGCCGAUGCCGACGCCCAGCACCCGAUCUCUCCUGCUGCUGCUGUUGCUCCUGGCCACCCCCUUCCUCCUCGCCUCCUCAACCCCCACCUCCAACCCGGACAUCGACCUCGACUACCUCAUCAAGAACGCCGGCCUCGACGACACCACCACCGAGGACGGCGCCCCGGACUUCCCCGGCCUCGACGCCGACUACGACGACGAGGAGGACCUCUUAGACGAGGAUGUGCCCGACGCGUCCUCCUCCCAGGACCAGGAGGCGGUGGACGAGGCGCACGUGCUCCUCCUCACCGCCGCCAACUUCACCUCCGUCCUCGCCGCCCGCCGCCACGUCAUGGUCGAGUUCUACGCGCCCUGGUGCGGCCACUGCCGCGCGCUCGCGCCCCACUACGCCGCCGCCGCGGCCCACCUCGCGCUCGACCAGCCCGGCCUCGACGUCGCGCUCGCCAAGGUGGACGCCACCGAGGACCACGACCUGGCGCAGGCGCACGACGUGCAGGGCUACCCCACCCUCCUCUUCUUCAUCGACGGCGUGCCCAGGGACUACGCCGGCGAGAGGACAAAGGACGCCAUUGUGGCUUGGAUCACCAAGAAGCUGGGCCCUGCGGUGCAGAACCUCACCGCCGUCGACGAGGCCGAGAAGAUCGUCACCGGCGACGACGUGGCCGUGCUCGCAUACCUCCACCACCUCUCGGGUGCGCACAGCGAUGAGCUUGCUGCUGCCUCAAGGCUGGAAGAUACCGUCAGCUUCUACCAGACUACCAGCCCCGAUGUGGCCAAGCUUUUCCACAUUGACCCGGAGGCAAAGCGCCCGUCAGUAGUCCUGCUCAAGAAAGAGGAGGAGAAGUUGACCGUCUUUGAUGGUGAGUUCAGAGCGUCUGCGAUCGCCGAGUUUGUUUCGGCGAACAAAAUCCCAUUGAUCACCACCCUCACACAGGAAACCGCCCCUGCGAUUUUCGAUAAUCCGAUCAAGAAGCAAAUUUUGCUAUUCGCUGUUGCAAAGGAGUCCUCGAAAUUCCUGCCCAUCUUGAAGGAAACAGCAAAAUCAUUCAAGGGGAAGCUUUUAUUUGUUUUUGUGGAGCGUGACAAUGAGGAAGUUGGUGAACCUGUUGCCGAUUACUUUGGAAUUACUGGACAAGAGACCACGGUUCUUGCUUACACUGGGAAUGAGGACGCUAAGAAGUUUUUCUUCAGUGGUGAAAUAUCACUGGACAGCAUUAAGGCAUUUGCUCAAGAUUUCCUGGAGGACAAGCUCACACCAUUCUACAAGUCCGACCCAGUACCUGAAUCCAAUGAUGAGGACGUCAAAGUUGUUGUUGGCAAGAGUCUAGAUCAAAUAGUUCUGGAUGAGUCAAAGGAUGUCCUUUUGGAGAUAUAUGCACCAUGGUGUGGCCAUUGUCAGUCACUGGAGCCUAUCUACAACAAGCUGGCCAAGUUUCUCCAUGGCAUUGACUCCCUUGUAAUAGCCAAAAUGGACGGCACAAACAAUGAGCAUCCUCGUGCCAAGCCGGAUGGAUUCCCCACGAUACUCUUCUAUCCAGCGGGGAAGAAAAGCUUUGAGCCUAUAACUUUCGAGGGGGACCGGACGGUGGUGGAGAUGUACAAGUUCCUCAAGAAGCAUGCCGCCAUCCCGUUCAAGCUCAAGCGCCCUGACUCGUACUCGUCAGCGACGCAGACCGACAGCACCGAUGGCCCAGGCUCAUCGACCGAGGCCGAGAAGAGCUCCGGCUCGAACCCGAAGGACGAGUUGUAGGGGAUGAUUACUUACGCCAUUGACGACAAGCACGAGGCAGGCGCCGAUGCCGAAAGCAGAGGGUGCAGAAGGAAUAGUUGCUUCUAGGUGGAGUUGUCAGGUUGGGCAGCUGGAACAAGUGUAUGUUGAAAUGAGAACACAAAUGUUAACUAGAAUCCAAUAAUAAAAGCAUGAAGUCCUUCACUAUA
This is a messenger RNA of Hordeum vulgare subsp. vulgare (domesticated barley), 2019 nucleotides long. RefSeq names its product protein disulfide isomerase-like 1-4. NCBI's taxonomy places the organism in Eukaryota, Viridiplantae, Streptophyta, Magnoliopsida, Poales, Poaceae. Gene Ontology annotation, molecular function: protein disulfide isomerase activity. Bases 71 to 1831 code for a protein of 586 amino acids. The transcript has 12 exons. The record is from RefSeq and is a predicted model, not a curated record. Gene Ontology annotation, biological process: protein folding; response to endoplasmic reticulum stress. Gene Ontology annotation, cellular component: endoplasmic reticulum.